AUGGCGUCGGCCACUGGGAUUCCAGCUACUGUUGCGAGGGGCCAGAGUGAGGAGGAGCCGCUUUUGGGAGGGCGGGGCGAUGCAAGUCAGGCUGAGGGUCAGCGGGUGUGGAACAAUUUGUGGAUCGGCACAGCUCCCAUUGCUCAAGCCGGAAUCUGGAUCCUCGCUGCGAUUGUCUGGGGCGCGAUUUUCAGCAAGAAGUUGAUCUUCUUCUCGGCGCAUCCGCUCCUCAACUCCGCAGGCUUCCUCCUCUCCAUCCAGGCCGCCCUCAUCCUCCAACCCACGCACACCCCCUCUCAAAAACGCACAGGCACACUCGUCCACUUCCUCCUCCACGUCCUCGGCGCAUCCGCCCUCACCGCAGGCCUUAUCGUCAUCGAAAUGAACAAAGCCGGCCCGGGCCACGAACACUUCGAGUCCCCGCACGCACGGCUCGGCCUAGCAUUUUACGUCCUCAUCUACAUCCAGGCGCUGGUCGGAUUUACGCAGUACUACGUGCCGCAGCUAUAUGGCGGCGUAGACAAUGCCAAAGCGAUUUACAAGUACCACAGGGUUGCGGGUUAUGUUAUUGCGAUACUGGGGUUGGCGACGAUUUGCGCGUCGAGCUGGACGACGUACAGUUUGAAUGUAGCCCAUAUUCAGCAUUGGGCGGUUAUUGUGGCGAGUGUGCUGGUGCUGGCGGGGGUGGUGCCGAGGAUUAGGUUGAGUAAGUUUGGGAUCAAGAGGGCGGAGGGUCAGGUUAGGUUGUAG
This is a messenger RNA of Parastagonospora nodorum SN15, 750 nucleotides long. RefSeq lists its product as hypothetical. Gene Ontology annotation, molecular function: transmembrane monodehydroascorbate reductase activity. NCBI's taxonomy places the organism in Eukaryota, Fungi, Ascomycota, Dothideomycetes, Pleosporales, Phaeosphaeriaceae. The record is from RefSeq and is a predicted model, not a curated record. The transcript is spliced from 3 exons. Bases 1 to 750 code for a protein of 249 amino acids.